This is a messenger RNA of Penicillium canariense, 1659 nucleotides long. Its product is annotated as splicing factor u2af large subunit. NCBI's taxonomy places the organism in Eukaryota, Fungi, Ascomycota, Eurotiomycetes, Eurotiales, Aspergillaceae. The record is from RefSeq and is a predicted model, not a curated record. The coding region runs from base 1 to 1659 and encodes 552 amino acids. Gene Ontology annotation, biological process: mRNA processing. The transcript has 5 exons. Gene Ontology annotation, molecular function: pre-mRNA 3'-splice site binding; poly-pyrimidine tract binding. Gene Ontology annotation, cellular component: U2-type prespliceosome; commitment complex; nuclear speck.
AUGAACGGUGACACCUAUUCCUCCAGAGACUCUGGACGCACCCGCGAUCACUUCCGCGACGAGCGGCGCGAUCGAGACCGGGGUGACAGAGGGGAUCGGGCGGAGAGGGGAGCAGAGAGGCGGCGAUCUCGCUCGCCUCAUUUCGGCGCUCGGGGUGGGCGACGUGAACAGGAGGCCAAUUCCUACUCGUCAAGCCGCGACUACCGCGCCCGUGAGCGUGAGGACCGCUACUCCAGCCGUCGAGACGACCGUGAAUGGGACCGUGGCGACCGUGGCGACCGUGCUGACCGUGGAGAUCGCGGAGCAGAUAGGGGCGAUCGUCGACGACGCGAUUUCGAUGACAGACCUCGAAGGGACCUCUUUGACGAACGACCCCGACGCGGUGGACGUGGUGGACCCGGUGGACCUGAUGAACGCCGGGACCCGAAGUGCUUCCCCCCACGAAGGAAAGAGCCUACUCCAGACUUGACGGACGUGCCGUCGGUCUUGGAGCGCAAGCGCCGCCUGACACAAUGGGAUAUCAAGCCCCCAGGGUACGAGAAUGUCACUGCCGAGCAAGCCAAGCUCUCGGGGAUGUUCCCUCUCCCCGGAGCUCCUCGACAGCAGCCGAUGGAUCCUAGCCGUCUGCAGGCUUUCAUGAACCCGCCUGCCGGUGGUUCUGCUGAGAACACGGCUCUCAAGCCCUCCAACUCCCGCCAAGCCAAGCGACUGUUUGUCUACAACAUCCCUCCGGGCACGAAUGGAGACAGCAUCAUGUCUUUCUUCAACCUACAGCUGAACGGCUUGAAUGUCAUUCACAGCGUUGAUCCUUGCAUCUCCGCCCAGGUCGCUGACGACGAGUCAUUCGCUCUUUUGGAAUUCAAGUCGCCUAACGACGCAACGGUUGCUUUGGCCUUUGAUGGUAUUUCUAUGGUGGAGGGUAGCGAGAAGGGGUUGGAGGUUCGCCGGCCAAAGGAUUACAUUGUUCCGAAUGGAAGUGCAGACCAGGAAUACCAGGAAGGCGUGCUUCUGAACGAGGUGCCGGAUUCACCCAACAAGAUCUGCGUCUCCAACAUCCCCGCAUACAUUCCCGAGGAGCCGGUUACAAUGCUGCUCAAGUCCUUCGGUGAGCUCAAGUCGUUUGUCCUGGUUAAGGAUGCCUCGACGGAAGAGUCACGGGGCAUUGCCUUCUGUGAGUACGCUGAACCUUCGGGCACCACCAUUGCCGUCGAAGGUCUCAACGGCAUGGAGCUUGGUGACCGUCACCUAAAGGUCACACGCGCCAGUAUCGGCACUACCCAGGCUGCUGGCCUCGACAUGGGUGUCAAUGCCAUGUCUAUGUUCGCCAAGACCACCUCCCAAGAUAUGGAGACUGGUCGUGUGCUGCAGCUUCUGAACAUGGUUACUGUGGACGAGCUUGUCGACAACGACGACUAUGAGGAGAUUCUCGAGGACGUCCAGGAAGAAUGCUCCAAGUACGGCAAGGUCUUGAGCCUAAAGAUCCCUCGUCCCUCCAGCGGCACCCGCCAGACCGCUGGCGUUGGCAAGAUCUACGUGAAGUUCGACACCGAGCAAUCUGCCUCCACCGCCCUGAAGGCGCUUGCUGGCCGUAAGUUCUCGGACCGCACAGUCGUGGUCUCGUACUUUGGGGAGGAGAACUUUGAUGUGGAUGCUUGGUGA